Molecule: messenger RNA, 1999 nt
Organism: Elaeis guineensis (African oil palm)
Lineage: Eukaryota; Viridiplantae; Streptophyta; Magnoliopsida; Arecales; Arecaceae
Product: probable protein phosphatase 2C 73
Biological process (GO): protein dephosphorylation
Molecular function (GO): protein serine/threonine phosphatase activity
Source: RefSeq, a predicted model, not a curated record
GUAAAUGAGUUGAAACAAAGCUCACGUUCAUGACCUGCAAACCAAGGACGCUAGAGUAAAUGUCGUUCCCAGGUGCAUUUAAGUCUCAAAGUCCUACUUAUCGCGCCAUUUAUUCCUCCUCCCUCUCCCUUUCUCUCUCUCUCUAGCCUUUUCUAAGAUCCUCUAAGGUGGUCUGACUCCUGGCCGGAGCCAAGGUGGGAUAGGGUCUGAUUUGGAGGAAGAUGGGUGGGUGUUGUAGCAAAGAGGAGGUCAGGCCAGGAAGGCUUCAAUGCAAAGAAGAAGAAGAAGAGUUUUAUGAUGGGGAGGAGGAGGAGGAGGAGGUGGAUGGAACACGUGCGAGGUUGAAAGGGUCGUGCACCUUUGCCUCUAUGUACACGCAACGAGGAUGGAAGGGUGUCAACCAAGACGCAAUGACCAUGUGGGAGGAUUUUGCUGGUGAAAAGGAUACAAUCUUUUGUGGUGUCUUUGAUGGCCAUGGCCCGUUAGGUCACAAGGUGGCUGGCUGUGUUCGUGAUGCCCUUCCAUCAAAACUCUCUUCGGAAUUGAAGUCAUCACAAUUCUUUGAUCCGGACAACAAUGACAGAAAUCUGAAUCAAAACAAUGUCAAUGGCAAUGACAGCGAUGACUCGGAUCACUUCCAUGAUGUUAGUGAUGAUUCCCAACUAUGUUUCUCCUCAUGGAAGGCCAUCUUUGUUGAGGCCUUUGAGAAAAUGGAUAAAGAGCUCAGCCAACAAGCUAGUAUUGAUUGCUUUUGUAGUGGAAGCACAGCAGUAUCCAUAGUUAAACAGAGGGAACACUUGAUGAUUGCCAAUUUAGGAGAUUCUCGGGCUGUUCUUUGCACCAGAGAUGAUAAAAACCAACCUGUUCCUGUCCAACUUACUGUCGAUCUAAAACCAAAUGUUCCAAGUGAGGCUGAAAGGAUUAAAAGUUGCAAGGGAAGAGUUUUUGCUCUCAAGGAAGAACCAGAUGUGCAUAGAUUAUGGCUGCCCAAUGAUGAUUCUCCAGGCCUCGCCAUGGCAAGAGCUUUUGGAGAUUUUUGCCUAAAGGAUUUUGGGCUUAUCUCCACCCCACAGGUUUCUUAUCGGAAGCUCUCUGAGAAGGAUGAGUUUGUGGUUCUCGCAACUGAUGGGGUAUGGGAUGUCCUAUCAAACAAGGAAGUUGUGAAGAUUGUGUCAUCAGUUAGUCAUCGAUCUGAUGCUGCCAAGAUAUUAGUAGACCGAGCAGUCCGAGCCUGGAGAUACAAACACCCUACCUCUAAGGUCGAUGAUUGUGCUGUUAUAUGCCUGUUCUUGAAUCUGCUUCCCACAUCAACCAUGCCAACAAUGGAAGCUCACAGGAGCAGUGGAAAAUCUCUUGAAUUAUCGCUCUCUGAAAGCUUCAAAACAGCAAGAAGUGGGGAAGUCUCCGACUUGGACGAUGAGAGUACUGCAGGCUCAAAGGAAGGGUGGACUGCUCUUGAGGGUGUCAGCAGAGUGAACUCAUUGUUGAAGCUUCCCCGGUUUACCAGUGUAUUGAGUUGGCGCAAGAGAUCGGUCAAAGGAGAAGAGAAUGAAAUGCCAACUUCACCCAAGAUAUAGUUGUUACCCUUCAAUUGAUGCAAACCAAUUUUAAUUGGAGUAGAUAUAUACUUGAAGAUAUCCUCUCAGAAAGGAAUAUGUACUUGAAGGUGAAUCCAAUCCAUUGCCCACGCAACACGGUCGCGAAAAAGGCAUGGUCUUGUGCACCUAAUCUAUGCUCAACAGGACAAGAUGUCCACAUGAUCUAUGCUACUGAACUUUUCUUGAAAAGAUCUACUCUACUAAAUCUAAGAAACCGCAAAAGAAACCAAGUUGAUGAGCAAGAAUACCUUCGCUUACAUCACUUCCACCAUUUCCCAUUCUUUCACAGCAUGCUCUGCUUUUUAUCAGUAAUAAUUUCAAGAAAACAGCUACAAUAAUUGCCAGGUUUCUUAUGAUCCUCUGGGAGGUGUUAAUGAAUAUAGCCAGGUUUCUUAUUCGUG